CGUGAGGAAGAAAUAUCUUGUGAAGAUUCUCUCCCUACCAGAAAGAAAGAAAUGACAUCGGAAGAACCGUUUUCUGCCCGUGAACAAGAAAGCCUCAAUGCCUUUACCUAUACUGAUCCCGUGCAUGAAGAUUGUGAACAGGAUGGUUCAAAUUCUGAAGUAAAUAUCCCGAAUAAAUUUGACCAAGUUGCCACUACAAGUUCACCACUUGCUUUAAAUGGAAACCCAGAAUUGUGGAAGGGCAUGAAAAAUUGUGAGGGAAACGACACUGAUGAUGCAUCUCCUUAUGAAUAUAAUUUUAAUAUUAGGCCUAGUAAAGAGGGACCUUUUCCAGAUGGUGAUGUGGAUGUUAAAGAGUUCUUAGAGAAUGUUGAGGCUGUUACAGCUAAACUGGGAGAAGUCUUGUUAGACAAUAAUUUUGUUUCUCCGGGCAAGCUAAGUAGUUUUGACUUAGAAGCUGAAAGUUCUAUUGCCAGUUCCAUUUCAAAGAGCCCUGCAAUAUAUGUCAACCCUUUUGGAACUAAAUGCCUUUCUGAAACUUCAAUUGUUCACAGUUCUCUUCCAAAUAAAAAAGCAUAUGUUAAACAUGCAGUGGAUAUACUAAAGAUGGAAUCCCAUGACAAAGUUGCCAAAACAACUUUGCCAGAUGCUUUAGAAGGAAAUCUAGAAUUGUGGAAAUGCUCGGAAAAAUGUGAGGCAAACAAUACUAAUGCCGCUUCUUCUUAUGAAAGUGAUUGUAGUUAUAAUGGGCAUGCCGAGGCAGAACCCUGUCAAGGUGGCGAUAUCAAUGUUAGGGAUUUCUUAGAGAAUGCUCAGGGUGCUACAUCAAAGCCCAGUGAAGCCUUGGAGAAGAUUGAUGUUGUUUCUCCAAGCAAGCAAAGUCGUAUUGCUUUCGUAAGUGAGAAAAAUUCUACUGCCAGCUGCAGUCCAGUGAAGUACAAACUACAUAACAACAUAACUAACAGUCCUGCGAAAGAUACCAAGCAUUUCAGAAAUCAUUGUUUAUCUGAAGCUUUAGAUGGUCAGACUUCUCUUAUAAUCAAAGAAGCUCUUGCUACACCUACUGUAGAUGUAUUAAAGACGGAAUCACCUGAAGUUGGCAUAACAAGUUUGCCAGAUGCUUUAGAAGAAAAGCUUGAAUUUUCGAAAGGCAUGGAAAGCUGUGUGGCAAACAAUAUUAAAGGUGAUGACAUCGCUAUCAGGAAAUUUGAUGAUGGUGCUACAACUAGGCCUGGAGAUGUCUUGGCGAAGAUAAAAUUUCUUUCUCCCAGUAAGCGAAGUAGUAUUGACUUGGAAGAUGAGCGAAAUUUGAGUACCAGUUGCAUUUGGAAGAAGGCCAAAUUAAACAGCAAUAUAACUAACGGCCCAGCCAGAGAUACCAAACAUUUUGGAACUGAAUGCCUCUAUGAAACCUUAGAUGAAAACCCAGAAUUGUGGAAGGGCAUGGAAAGUUGUGAGGGAAACUACACUGAAGAGGCUUCUCCUUACGAAUGUAAUUUUUAUAUUAGGCCUUCUGAAGAGGUAACUUGUCCAGAUGGUGAUGUGGAUGUUAAAAAGUUCUUAGAGACUGUUCAGGGUGUUACAGCUAAACCGGGACAAGUCAUGGUGGACAAUAAUUAUGUUUCUCCAGGCAAGCCAAGUACUUUUGAAUUAGAAGCUGAAAGUUCUAUUGGCAGUUGCAUUUCAAAGAGCAAAGUAAAUAACAGUAUAACUAACUGUCCUGCAAUAUAUGUCAACCCUUUUGGAACUAAAUGCCUUGCUGAAACUUCAGUUCUUCACAGUUCUCUUCCAAAUAAACAAGCAUAUGCUAAACAUACAGUGGAUAUAUUAAGGAUGGAAUCCCAUGACAAAGUUGCCAAAACAACUUUGUCAGAUGCUUUAGAAGGAAAUUUAGAAUUGUGGAAAUCCUUGGAAAAAUGUGAGGCAAGCAAUAUUAAUGCCGCUUCUUCUUAUGAAAGUGAUCGUAGUUAUAAUGGGCAUGCCGAGGCAAAACCUGGUCAAGGUGGUGAUGUCAGUGUUAGGGAUUUCUUAGAGAAUGCUCAGGGUGCUACAUCAAAGCUCAGUGAAGGCUUGGAGAAGAUUGAUGUUGUUUCUCCAAGCAAGCAAAGUCGUAUUGAUUUAGUAAGUGAGAGAAAUUCGAGUGCCAGCUGCAGUCCAGUGAAGUCCAAACUACAUAACAGCAUAACUAACAGUCCUGUGAAAGAUACCAAGCAUUUUAGAAAUCAUGGUUUAUCUGAAGCUUUAGAUGGUCAGACUUCUGUUAUCAUCAAAGAAGCUCUUGCUACACAUACUAUGGAUGCAUUAAAGACAGAAUCACCUGAAGUUGCCAUAACAAGUUUGCCAGAUGCUUUAGAAGAAAAGCUCGAAUUUUCGAAAGGCAUGGAAAGCUGUGUGGCAAACAAUAUUAAAGGUGAUGACAUCGCUAUCAGGGAAUUUGAUCAAGGUGCUACAACUAGGCCUGGAGAUGUCUUGGCAAAGAUAAAAUUUCUUUCUCCCAGUAAGCGAAGUAGUAUUGACUUGGAAGAUGAGCGAAAUUUGAGUACUAGUUGCAUUUGGAAGAAGGCCAAAUUAAACAGCAAUAUAACUAACAGCCCAGCCAGAGAUACCAAACAUUUUGGAACUGAAUGCCUCUAUGAAUCCCAGGACGGUUCUAUACAUGGAGCUGAUACCCUUGUUCAUCCUAUUCCAUCUGAAGUCAAAGAUCCACUUGAGGAGAUCAGCCAGAAGUCAGUUAACUUCUGUAUCUCCAGCCGCAAGUUCGCCAAGUCCAACAUUCUUAAUACACCAACAGCUCAUCCUGCUGGGAUCUCUUCUGUAGGUCUUAUAAGGGACAAGAACAACACACAAAAUACAAAGAAAAAGUUCUCUUCCAAGCGCAAAAUUAGGAAUUCUGCCUCGGCCGGCUCUAUCAGACGACCUCUGCAAACUGUCACCAAUCGAAUGAAUGAAUAACCUUUAUUUUUAUCCUUUCUAUGUGCAUGAUUUUUUUAUCAGCUAUUCUGUUAGGUCUUAAGCUUCGAAGAGAAUCUGUACACUUAUGUGCUAAUUAAUGUGAAGAA
Dendrobium catenatum is the source of this 3059-nucleotide messenger RNA. RefSeq lists its product as uncharacterized. Lineage: Eukaryota; Viridiplantae; Streptophyta; Magnoliopsida; Asparagales; Orchidaceae. The coding region runs from base 52 to 2952 and encodes 966 amino acids. The record is from RefSeq and is a predicted model, not a curated record. The transcript is spliced from 2 exons.